GUCCGCAGUUGAGCAGUGCCACAUCAGCAGCAGGGAGUGCCACGUCAGCAAUCCUCCGGCCUGGUCUAUGCUCACGCGCUCUCAAACAGCCGGCAUGGACCAGAAGCAGGGGGAACGGUCGAGGCCUAUCAGGCGCGGAUGCUGGUUUUCAUUACCGAGGCCAAGCAACGAUCGGAUGCGGUAGCAGCCGCAGAGAAGAAGAAGGCCGAGGAUGCACAGAAAGCACGUCUGCUGGCAAUCGAACAGAAGCGCCAGCACAACGAGGCAGCAGCACAUGCUGCCGAUGAAGAGCGCAGUCAACGACGCGAGAAGGUAUUCAGCGAGGAGAGAGCUCUACUCACUAUGGCAGCGGAAUGGCAGGCAGAGGCCAAAGGUGGCGAACUCAACGACAGCGGACCACGAAUCUCGCUGUUGAUCUCCCACCUCACGGACGGCCUGGCAACGUGCAUUGCACAACAGGAGGACAUCCAUAGCCUCGACGGCCAGGUCAAGCAAAUCAACAGCCGUCUACAACAGCUGGAGCAACGACCUGUCACCAGCUCCUCCAACACGUCCGAUCAUCUUGACGCAUUGGAAAUCGGCGUUGGAGCACUCAAGAACGGCGCGCAACUACAACAAACCACAACUCAACAACUUGAGCAGCGGAUCUGCGCUGCCGCCGCUAACUCGAGCACGUCACCACGGGAGACGACUCCGAAGUUCGAUGGUCAGGAGAUCUUCUACCACUCUACAAAGACGGACCCAAUUUCGUGGUUCCGCAAGUUCGAGCUCAAGUUACAGCUCUACCACGUCAGCGAAGAGAAGAAACACAUGUACUUGUACUCCCGAUCGGGGGGCGCGUGCCAAGUGUGGUUGGACAAUCUCUUGCCCAAGUACGGGGUGGUGGCUGCCGACUUAUAUACCAAGAUCAGUUGGGAUGAUCCGAAGGAGGCGUGGCAUAAGCGGUUCCAAAUAUAGCCGCUGGAAAUCAAAGCAAUGGACAAAU
This is a messenger RNA of Chara braunii, 985 nucleotides long. NCBI's taxonomy places the organism in Eukaryota, Viridiplantae, Streptophyta, Charophyceae, Charales, Characeae. The record is from the annotation of a GenBank genome assembly.